Cladophialophora psammophila CBS 110553 is the source of this 1428-nucleotide messenger RNA. RefSeq lists its product as uncharacterized. Lineage: Eukaryota; Fungi; Ascomycota; Eurotiomycetes; Chaetothyriales; Herpotrichiellaceae. The coding region runs from base 1 to 1428 and encodes 475 amino acids. The record is from RefSeq and is a predicted model, not a curated record. The transcript is spliced from 3 exons.
AUGCAUUUCAUCGUAACAACAGACGUCAAGAAAGCGGAUCCGGAGACGCAGAGGCUCAUCAGAAGUCAGGUAAUGAGGGGGAAGAACCGGGGCAAGUCUCAUCGAGCCAAACAACGAGGAUCGACAAGUUGGGCAGUUAUGGUUGAUGCCAAACGAGGUCCACCGGUGCCAUUGGAUACCUUCAUCGAAGCGUACUACAAGUAUUCAACUGUUCCCGGAAGAGUCGGUUCGGAUCUGUCCUCCUUCGUGUUUGCUGCUGAGAUGGAUUCGGCCGCGUUUGGGGAUGUAGUGAGAUUCUUUGAGAUGGCAGCGAGAGCAUUGUUCCCUCUAGUGAUGGUGACUGGAUUCAGUCACAAGGACAUGGCGUGGUUUGAUCCACUGAAAUUCGACGCUGCUUAUCUUCACGUAACCGUCUUCGCGGCCGAGGUCUUCAUGGACAAGUUAUUAGGUCGAGAAUAUCCUACCACGAACCAAGAUGCCACUGUGCAUUUUUUGAAAGGUGUUCAAAUCCUACGCAAAAGGCUUUUACUGGGGGAUGAGAACACCAAACCCUCGGAUUCUACAAUAGCGGUGGUUUUGACCUUGGCCGUAAGUGCAUUUUUUAUGGGUGAAGAUGGGGCCUUCAAGCAUCAUAUGGUGGGCCUUCGCAAGAUGGUCAACCUUAGAGGAGGCAUAGCUGCCUUCAGAGGCAGCAAGCUUCUCACGGAAAUGUUCAGAUGCGAUAUAAGCAUGGCAAUGCAAAGUGGAUCAGAGCCUAUCUUCUUCAACAAUCCUCUUUCAGAACCCGUUGUGCCUUAUCCAGACCAGGAGCUUUUGUCAAUUCGGAAUAGUUUUUGGGUCACCGGCUCUCAACAUGACUCAGAAAGCUUGCUCCACAAGAUGGAUGCGAGUCUAGUCGAAGCCUGGAGAGUCCUGGAGAGAUUCUGUUCAAUCGUCAAUCUCGCCGUCGAAACCCAACGAAUGCUUUCCCCGGGACUCCUCUAUGAUACUAUGGCUUCAGUCAUGUAUCACCUUCUCCAUAUGAGCUUUGAGACAGGCUCGGUUGACGAAGCAGUACGGCUCAGCCUAUUAGGGUUGACUUAUAAUGUUUUCUUAAAGUGGCAGUAUCUGAGGUUGCCCUAUGUUUACUUUCCCUCUAUUUACAAAAAUUGCCUUCGAGACCCCAAACUUGCCGAUGGGGCUUCCUCCCAGAUCAUGCUUUGGUUUCUGAUGGUUGGCGCCGUCUCGGCAUUUACCAUAUCUGACCACCUAUGGUUGAAGGAUUGCUUACGAGAACGCAUCGACAUAUGUCAAGUGAAGUCGUGGAACGAGAUGCGGGGAGUCUUGAAGUCGUUCAUGUGGAUUGGCCUGCUACAUGACAAACCAGGGAAGGAAGUCUUUGAUUCCGUCUUAUCGUCGUCGUCGUCUACUCUGACCACUCUACGCUGA